Molecule: messenger RNA, 2277 nt
Organism: Rotaria sp. Silwood1
Lineage: Eukaryota; Metazoa; Rotifera; Eurotatoria; Philodinida; Philodinidae
Source: the annotation of a GenBank genome assembly
AUGUCAUUGUCCAUUGAAAAUUCUUCUAAUAUAGAAACAUCGAUUGCUAUAGAAUUAUGCAAAUAUCAUCCAUAUUAUUUAGUUGGCGAGACUAUUUGGCGAAUAGGCGCACUCUUAUGUGUUCUAUUAGGUAUGCCUGGUCAUAUAAUUGUUGUUAUUAUUAUGCUCAAUGCGAGAAAUCGAAGACAACCUGUUUGCUUAUAUUUUGCAACAAUUGCUAUUUUUGAAUUUAUUUAUCUCAUAAUUGUCUUCUGGUUAUGGUGUGCUUCAUUAUCAUUAGUGCGUGAUCCACGUGCUGUUUUAACAUGUGGACUCUAUUAUAGUUUAACAAUUGGUUCAUCAAAUGUUUCAACACUUUUGCUUGCAGCUGCAUCUAUUGAUCGUCUUGUUAUUGUUGUUUAUCCUAGUCGUUAUUCAACAUUUGUAACACGAACAAAAGCAUUAAUUAAAAUAAUAUUCAUUAUAAUAUUUGUUUUUAUUCUUAUAAUUCAAUAUCAUUUUUCAUAUUAUUUUUCUUAUUCAUAUAGUGUUUGUGAAUAUUAUUCAUAUGCACAAUUAUGGCAAGGAAAAAUUUGGGCACUUAUACGUCUUGCUCUAUUAGCAUUUAUUCCAUGUCUAAUAAUAUGUAUUUGUUCGUUGGUUAUAUUAAAGAAUCGUUAUUAUCGUCGUCCAUCAACAACAAGUGAAACAACAGGUACAAGACAUAUGCGUACAGCUUCACUUUUACUUGUAAUUUAUUCAAUAUAUUAUACAAUAAGUGUAAUGCCAUUAAAUAUUCUUCAAUUUUUUCAUUCACAUUUUUUUAAUGAUAAUACAAUAAGAAAUACAUCAGAAAUCAAUUGUUUAAAAUUUUCUCAAUGGAAAUUGUUAAUGAAAUUUUGUAUGCUUUUAAUGGCAAUUAAUUAUUCGAAUAAAUUUAUUGUUCAUUAUCUUGUAUCAAUGCAAUUUCGUCGAUAUGUUUGGAAUUUAUUUAAAAAAAUGACUUUGACUCCCGAAAGAAACAAUAAACGUACAAGAAGUAUUGAAGGAAGUGUUUUUCCGACUCCAUUGUCUCUAUCAAAUGAUGAUCCAAAUUUUCGACAAUGUCCAAAAGAAAAUGGAAUAUAUGCACAUACAACUAAUUGUUCACUUUUUCACGCAUGUACGCUUGGUAUACAUACAAUUUAUUCAUGUAUUGAUGGUUUCUUCUUUAAUCCAACUAGUAAUAUAUGUCAAUAUAUGCCCAUUGAAAAAGAAACAAAAUGUGCUGAAAUUCUUAAAACAAUGAAAGAUACUGAUCUUUUAUCAAUCGCAGAACCAAUUAAAAAUUAUGAUUAUUAUUAUCAUCGUCGCAAAUCUGCAACAUCAAAAUGUAUUCAAACUGGAAUAUACCCAGAUAUACUUGAUUGUUCAUUAUUUCAUUAUUGUCACAAGAAUCAAAAACACGAAAUAUUCAAAUGUCCAAAUGGCUCACAUUUUGAUCCAAAAAUAUUUAUAUGUUCGGCACCUCAACUAGUCAAUUGUCAAUAUGAACCACCAACAGAAUCAACAAUAAUUGACGAUACUUCAACCAUUGAAUUAGACCUGAUUUGCCGUGAUUAUGCUCCUCGUACUCGUUUACCCGUGUCAAAUAAAUUCGAUGAGUUUAUCAUAUGUGGAUAUAGUGGUGAAAGAAGUAUUCGAAUGAAGUGUACAUCAGGUUUUAAUUACAAUGCAUUUACGACGAACUGUGAAAUGAAAUUAUGUACUAUGGAUUUAAUAUUAUGUCAAAAUAAUGGUCAAUGUAUAGAUGAACCCGAAAAUGCAAAAGGUUUUAAAUGCAUAUGCUCAAUUGAGUACCGUGGAGAAUAUUGUGAGAAACAUGUUGAAGUAGAACAAACAACAAAACGUGGAAGUAAUAUUUCGAUUGAAGAGUUUUUACGGUUUUCUAAUCGUUUCAAUAAUAAUACUAAACCUCUAAAAACAACUACUGGUACAAAAUUUAAAAUUGAUCUUUCUCAAAAGUCAAUACCUUGUAAUGAUCCAAAGGUUGGAAAUAAAAUUAGUGUUAUUGAAAAAAAAUCAAAUGCAAAUUCACAAUUAUCCCAAAUAUUUCAUCAUUUGAAUGAUAGUUAUGAUCCACAACAAGAAAUCAAUGACAUUAUCAAAAUAAUAUUUAUUUCUAUUUUGACUUUUAUCAGUCUUAUUCUUUUCAGUUCAAUUAUUUUCGGUGCUUUGAUUUGUAUACGUUUGAUUUCAUUUUCACCAAGAGAACCUGUUGGCGUUUGGAAAACAUUAAUAGAAGAAUCAAGUGUUUAG